AGUUGAGUAAAAAGCAUCGACUGUGCUGGACGUGUUGAUUCAAUCGCGUUUUUUAUUUAUUUUUUUGUUUGAAAAAGGAAGCAACACAUCAAGUUGAAACUAUUUUAUUUUUGUUCGUAAUCGGUUUUAAAUAACAAAAAAAUGACUAGCCAUCUCGGACAGAAUUAAUAAAAACGUUUUAAUGAAAUAAGAAAGAUGAAAAUAAAUAAAAUUAUAUGAAAAAGCAGAUAGUGACACAUACACACCAUAGUGAAUGAAUUUAAAAGAAAACCCCGAAACAAUACAAGAAAAUUUAAUUUAUUAAUUUUGUGCUGUGUUAUGUUUGAAUUUAAAUAAGUAAAUGGAAAAUAAAGUGGAAAUCUGUGCAAUUAACAUUAAUCAAACGUUUCAUGUACAAGUUUUUUCUUUCUUUCAUUGUGAUUUCAUUCGUGGAUUUCUUCUUGAAAGUUGAAAACGUUGUAGUGGGGGACUACAUGGGUUUUUGGUUAUAAUGUACUCGACUUAUACACGGACAAAUGAAAAUAAUAUUUUUACCGUUCGUUUUGAUCAAGUGACGUGUGCCUGCUAAUAUGUUUCAAUGCUGGUUUGCUCAAUCGACGUGAUUUUAAGAAAAUAAAAUGAAUCCACAUUGUAUGCAGGCACAUCAAGGAUAUAAUAAUGUUGAAACGCAGAUCAAUUUAAAUGAAAAUAGAACCAAUUAUUGAACUAUCAGAUUAAGUGCACGUAUUUUUUAUAUGUAUUGAUUGUGCUGUAUAAUAAGCUAUAUCUUAAAGCGUGUGUUGUGAAUUUCAUUCGAAGUGAUAAUUAUCAGUGUAGCUGGAAGUUUUUUUUUAUGUUCAACUCAAAGAAAGAAAUUAUUAAAAAUAAUCGCGCGAAAACAAAUGAAUAGUUUGAAAUAAUCUUAAAAACUUCAAUCGAAAAGAAAAUAAAAACAAAAUUCAGUGCAUGGGAAUAAAGAUAAGAAAAAAAGGUUUUUCAUCUCAAAGUAAAUAAUUUAGUGAAUAAUGAUGUUCAGCUGUGCAAUGCAAUUAGAAAUCAAAUUGUUAUUUUUCGCCGUGUGAGUUGAAUACUGGAAUUGUGUGCGUAAAAUAUAACUGUGUGGUGUUGCUACACAUGCACGAAAAAGGAUUAAAUAUUGGAUAAUUUUCCUCUACAAUUCUCACCAUGGAGGAUAACGAAAAGAGAAAUGAGAAUCCGAUUGAUCCAAAAGCCGAAUCAAACAAUGUUGACUCCAACGUCAACGCAAAACAAUCGGACACAAGAGAAGCCAACAACACAACUACCGAUCCAAAUCAAUCACCAGCUAAUCACAACGAACAAACAACCAUCCUAAUUGACGACUCACAUUGUUCUCCUGCCGCCAAUAAUAAAUCAACAGAAAAUUCGAAACAAAGUAACGUCGAUCAACAGCAAGUACCUACAUCGUCGACUGAGUCUAGCGAUCUCUGUUCCAAUGAACGCCGGGACGAAAAAGUGAACUGUGAAUCACCACCGGUGAAGGAAGAAAGUGAUUCAACAGUUCCGGUGACAAUAACAGAGAACGCGACUGUUAAAAGUUCUAACGAAUCGAACAACGACCACACUGUAAAUGACCUGGCUUCAAGUUCGGUCUUACUUGAAGUGCAAAGUGAUUGCCGAACAGAAACAAAACCUAAUAUAGAAUUAGUUAAAAGUGAGAUUAUAAAUGAAUUAACGACAGCAAGUAUUGCUAAUUGUGAUAGUAGUGAAAUAUUAGAUGAUUCUAUUAUGAAUGUGAUCCAUUCGAACAGUAGCAAUAAUGUGAGUGAUAGCCACGGUGAUAAUGUGGAAACGGCAAUUCCAAGUGAAUCGUCAUCUCCAACGACAGAAAAAGGUGCUAAAGCGGUCAUCGAUAAAUCCUCCGACGAAAAAUUGAAUGAAUCGGGAAGGAGUCUCAUGUCUUCAGAAGCUUGUUCAAUAGACGCUUUAUCUCUGGUCGGUUCGACUGACGAUGUCAACCACUCAAAUGGUGACAAAUUACAGAACGAGCCAACCAGUUCUGGUGAAACUGGAAAAGUUGGGUCGGACAGCGAUGACACGCCAUCGGUACAUCCUAUUAUCAGUGAUAAAGGUGGCGGUACGGACAAUCAGAAUGCCGAUAUUUCUGCUCAACAGCAACCCGCAGGACCUGCGAAUACAAUUGUUUUAAACAAUUCAGUAGAUAGUAUUAACUGUUUAGUGGACACAAACGAUCCAACGACAGAACGAACAAUCUAUGAAGUGAACAAAUUAGACGAGCAUCCAGAAAUCGACAUGCGUUCGACGACUAUACGGACGGAAGAGAAAAUUGGUUGUGAUUCAAAGCAUUCCAGCAACGUGCAGAAUCCGGUUGCUUACUCUGGGUCGGUGAUACGACUGUCGACCGUUGCCGAAACCAGCGAUGAUCAACGUGACAAUAUCAACGUGACGUCGAACACAAUUGCUGUCGAUCAUUUGGUUCGUAGCAAAAGCAUUUCACACAUUGAGUUACCAAAGUCUUCAUCGACGGACACAAGCAUUGCAUCAAUGAAAUUAAAUCAAAAGUCACCGCGUACUGCUUCACCAAAUGACAUGACAUUAGACUUAACACAAUCGCAUUCGUUGUCUGGACGACCGAAUAGCUUGUAUGUAAGCAAUCCCGACUUUACCCGACCGAAACCGUCCACGGAAGAUUUGAGUUCGUUACGCAUGAAGCCUCCAGAUUUCAGUAAAAUUACGCACGCUUAUUCAACGAACAAUUUGAAAAUACCAAAUCCUAAUUUCAACGAAAUGGAGACUUCGCUAAAGCAACACCAGCCAUCCCACCAAACGCCCAUUAAUCCAGCCAAUUUUGCGGAAAUUAGCAAACGGCGGAAUUACAUCAGCGAUUUACAACUUAAAACAUCAACAACACCGUCCACACAAGCUAGUUCAUUCGACCGUUCACUGGACGGUAGUCGAAGUAUGUCCAAUCUGUACGUUAAAACGCCGGACUUUUCUUCACAAAAGAAAAAGUGUCAUGAUUCAGUCGACGAACCGAUAGCGCAUGUUAUACAUAAAAACCCUUAUCCCAUCCAAACGGAAAAGUCGAGUAUAAUCAUAGCACCACCAACAGCAACAGUUGCGACGCCAUCUGAUCCAUCAAUCAUCUAUCGAAGCUAUCCGCAAAUUUCGCAGGAUGUUACGAUGUCGAUAGUACCCACACAAAGUGUCCCGCUUUCGCAACAUCAGCAGCAGCAACAUCAACAUUUGUCACAAAAGCAGAGUAUGGCUGAGCCACAGCCAUCCAAUGAUCAAAGAUUUAGGCAGCAAUAUCCAUCCGAUAUGCACAAAGGACAUCCGUCCAUGUAUCCAUCAACUGUUCUUACCGCUCCACACAAUUUGUACGAAAGUCGCAUUCACGAUGUGUUACAUCCAUCAAAUCCACUGAAUGCAUCGUACAAGGAAAAGGUUGAAUCAGACAGUAUUGGUCAUCCUCAUCAACGUGAAAGUAGUCGCGCGGCUGUGAUCCAAUCUGGAAAGUCUAUCACCGUUGAAUCUGACGUAUUCAAUCAAAGAUUACAGUCGACCUACAAUCAGCCAUCAUACUAUGAGAAACCGAUAGGGAAGCCGGUUGUAGCUAGUCAACCAUUAGACUAUAUACAAAGUCAGCAACAGUUUACUAACUCCAGAUAUACGCCCGAUUUACAUCAGAGAAUGCAACCAAACAAACUGAGUUACGAACGUCCCGGCUAUUCUGAAUCAAAUCCCGGUAUGUAUCAAGACCAUUACAAGCAACCACCACAGUCAGUGAAACAUACCAGCGGCCCACAAAUGGCCGCUCCAUCGAAUCGACCAUCACAUCCUGUCAUGAACUCGAAGCCAAUUGAUAUUCCUAGCAGCGGUCACAUGAAUCCACCGCAAUAUUGGCCUAGUCACAGUCCUCGUAUCUCACAGAGUCCAAUAUCGUUGUCAUCGUCUCCACUCAGCGGUCGCGUAACACAAAGUCCAGCCGGAGCUAGUCCAUCGCCGCAGCAUCAUGUUAUGCAGACACCUAGUUCAUUGCCGGCACAAAGCCCAACAUAUCGUUACUCAUCACCGAAUCAGACACAACCACCGACAUCAUAUAACAUACCAACGACAGCUUCUAGUCCAACACAGUUUAAGGACACCGUGAAUUCAGCAAUAUAUCAGAAACCAUCUAAAUCAAAGUCUUCAAAGUCGUUGACGAAACGAAAUGUGCCGCAGCAGUCUGGUACACCAAACUAUUAUUAUCUACCUCCAGAAACGACUCAUUUUCCUGGCCAUCAAUAUUCAAUUAAAGUUGAGCAGCCUACUCAUUAUCCACCAAAUCAAUACUCCAACAAGACUGACAAUAAUCUUCGCGACGACACCAGAUCGAAACAAAACAAAUCAUUUCCCGAUUAUGUGGACUUAACGAAACCGUUAAAAACAUCCGAUAUCCCGUCACCACACUUGCCAAAUUUGGUAGCGCAGCAAAGCCGUUACGACCACCGACAUUCGAAUGAAAGACAUGAAUCGUAUCUAAAUCACCGCAGCGACAGUAUCUCCAACAAACAUGCACAGGAGCCGUCGUCUGCUAACCGGUCAUUGGACAAGCAUAAUAUGUUUAAUUCACAACAGAAAACCAUAAUGGAUCCAUACGCCUAUCGGAAGGCGUCUGAGGCUGAUCUCAAUUAUGAAAUUAUUAAGAAAACUUUGAACAAAGACAUAUCGAUCCGACGAUCUGAUACCGAUCUCAGUUGCAGCAUAUUUGAUACACCGAAAUUGAAUCAAUCGAAAAAUGUCGUCUAUCCGACAUCUAACGAUCAAUUCUAUGGCAGAGGAUCGUCCUAUCAUCAGAGUUUCAAUUAUCCUCAACAACCGGCUGAAGCAACGAUCAGACGAGACAUGAAGGGUAAUCAGAUUGUGGAUGGUAAUCGAUAUUAUUCUGGAUCAUCCCAACCGACAACCAAAAUAUACGGGGCUGAACAUGUCUCCCGAUCUAAGCCCAAUUCUGUUGACAGUAAUAGUUUGCGACCGCCUAAUGAUCUUAAAAAACACGAUCUUAGCGUGACAGUUUCGCGAAUAGGUUUAGCUAAUUCUCAAUCGGUCGAACAAGCCAGGCUUCAGCAUUCCGAGACAACAAUUCAACCGACAACAUCACGACAUCAAUCAACUGCUCAAGUAGCUAAGACUCACCUGCUACAGCCACAACCAAAUAUUCCGCAAAAACCAACUUCCACUAGCGUCAAAACUGUGCUAACGCCAGUAAAACGUGAGUCUCCGUUAGAUUUGAGUGUAAAAACUGUUAAAACUAAAGCCGAUUCGACGGGUGAUGAUUAUGCUGUACCGUCGUCGUCACGCGACUAUAAUACUCCGUUGUCGCUGAAAGUAGACUUUUCACCUAAUUUCCAGAAACACACCCGAGUGUGCGAAAAAAGUACUGCCAAUCACAUAUCAUCUCGCCAUGAACAUCCAACAACAAAUACUCAGUAUCCAUCGCUUCCGAUUCAGCGACCAACAUCACAACAAUCGACAAGUCAAAAUGUGCCGCAAAAAAAUACUGAUAAAUUGCAGGAUGUCAGAUAUCAGCAGUAUCCACAUCACUUACAUGGUCUAUCGACGUAUGUACAAUUUCCAGCACCAACACCAGUAGCACCGUCGACCCAAAGUCGAUCACAUCAGUUGCCAAGCGAUUCGUUCAAACAUCAAUCGAAACCAGUGCUAAAUCCGACUGUGCCAACAGUUUUUGGCCGAAAACCCGAAGAACUCAAAAAUCUUCCAAUCAAUCCUGAAUCACAAGACUGUAAAACUGCGCCAAGCGCUUUCGGAUCGUAUGAAAACGACAAUCGACUGUCGAAGAAUCGACCGUUAAAAUCAAACUACCACAACAAACUUCAAGAGCAUGUAUUGAUUUCACACAACAAACCGCAUGAAACGUCCGUUAAAUACUCGGACUUCAAAACGAAGGACUCACAAAAUGUUUCAAUUCCUAAUUCGUCUGUUGAAACGAUAAAAGACCGUCCACCAUAUCCAUACGCUACAACUGAAAAACCUGAAUAUAUGGCACAGUAUCAAAACCAUAGAACAAUGCCCGUUCAGUCUCGAAUCGUUGAACAUGUACCACAAGGCCAUUACGAUCCGCAUUGUUCCAGGAAACGACAGGCCGAUCCACCGAUCCAUAACCAGUAUCCGAAAUCGAAGCAAGUGCGACCUAAUGAACCGCCUAAUCAACAUUUCUAUCACAUGGAUGAACGAUAUCCUCCAGCAGCAGAUUCAAAGAGUCAUGAUCGGUUUGAGAUGCCCGCAGAAAAAAUUAUUUUUCAUCCAAGGUUCGCAACAGCAAAUUAUCAAAGAGUACUGCCCGAGCAAAACUAUUCAUCUGUACGAGCAAUGCCACCAAAUGAUACUGAGCCAAAUGAAAUGAGAAAUACAGCAGCGGCGAUUAGAGAUAACAUUUCACCAAAUUAUAACAAACAGUAUCCGUACCACUAUCCGGAAACAAUGCACAAUCCAAUGGAAAGUAAACCUACUUCACAUCCCCCAAUUAUAUCAUAUCCAACGGAGCAACAUGAAAAACAUUUGGCGUAUCAAAAGAGCAAGAAAGAAAUGUACAAUAAAGUUCCAUCGCCAGCGGAACAGAAUUGUUAUCCACGAGACAGUAAGCAUCAUCCUUACGAAAAUUACAAUUCCGAACCGUACCAAUCGUACAAAAAUGACGCGAAACCGUAUUACAACGAUGUUGGCUAUCCUCCCAGUCAACAAUAUCCGAAACAAGGUGUGUGUGAUACACCACAACAAGUGUAUCAACAACCAUGGCCAACGAAUCAACCAACAUUACAACCCGACUCGAGUAAACAGUCCUACUGUCCGUCAUCGGAAAUUCGUAACAGAGAAUUCAAUCCCAUGGGCUAUACACCGCGACCGUCAUCUGAUGUAGCAGUUAGACCGAAUGUUCGCUUAAAUUCAAUUACAACGGAGCAAUCCACGUCUCGCCAACCGACCACACUGAAGGGUGCCGACCAGACGGUCAUAUCGAAACUACGAACCAAUUUGGAGAUGAAGGAAAUUGAAAAACAAAAAUUGUUACGCAAUCAAAGCAGCACAGAGACGGUGGACGAAGAAAAUCCGAAAUCUGACAUUGCAUCGUUGAUUGCGGCUCGUAUUCGUACGAAAGGCGAACUGAAGGGAUUCACUCCGAUGCCAACAUCCGUUCCAGAACCUAAAUCGGACGCAUCUAAUCAAUGUGAUGUAGAAAAUAUGAAAGAAAAGUUGGUGCCGGUUACGGUCUGCGAACCAGGUGGCGACAGCGACAACGCUACUGCGUUCGAUUUAUUGGAUUGGGGAAGUGCUUGUAAUGACUUUGUGGAACAGCUAAAAGGAACGGGAACAAAGAAACGCGGUCGUCGACGACGUGGCAAGUCGUUGUUUUUCGACACUGAAUUUGAAACAGUUGGACAGGACGUACCGCUACAAAAUCUCCCGGGUGUAGAUUACAAAUGUGAUAUUGACGAAAAUGUGGCAAGCUUUGCGAAGACAGUUAAUCAGGAGGAUGAAACCCCGAAGAAAGAUGAAGGUAGUUCCAGUGACGAAGACAAACCGUUAUUGUUUCUGCGACAAAAAAGUUUGAACGAGACGGGAAAAUUAAAGGCGUCUCAGAGUGACGAUGUUGUCAACGAUUCAUCGACACUCUCAGAGACCACCAGACAGGCGCAAAAGCGAGCAAUUGUGUUCACCAAACUGACCGAUAAAAUUUCCAAAAACAAAAAGGAACAGCAACGAGAAAAGCGCGAAAAUGAAAAGAGAAUAUCGAUCGCAUCGAGUUCGGAAAGCGACGGUGAUGUUUCGCCGAAAAUAAACAAACGGCCGAAGAAGACCGUUAGAAAACCACGAACCAGAUCUAGUGUCGGCUAUCAAAACGCAUCGGACGAUGAGACCUCUGAGAACGGUUCAAAAAACUCCAAGCGAACAAAUGAUCAUACGAAGCGGAAAAAAAGUGCUAAGUCGUCAUCCGAUUCGGAGCCGUUGAAGCGUAGGACAAAAACUCCGAGAAUUGAUUCCGAUGAUAAGUCAGACAAUGAUGAUGACAAAGACUGCCCUGUAAAAUAUGUGGCCAUAAAACAGGAAGUGAUUAGUGACGACGAUGAAUCUGAUUGUAAGAUGGAGGUGCUGAAAACACCGGUCAAAAAGGAGCCCGGUGUGAUUAAUGUGAAAAUUGAAGAGACAAUGACGCGAUCGAAACGAAAACAGGAAUUGGAACGACAAAAAGCUAAUAGUAAAGUCUUACGCAACGACAAAAUGGUGAAAAAUGUGUCAGUCUUCGAGCGGAAAUCGUAUGAUUCGAAGAAAGGAGCCGAAAGAAACUCGCAAAGAUCCAAAUGUAAGACGUUAUGUAAGGACGACGGUAAAAGGAAAUUCGACGACACUGAAACCACUGGUGAGUCAUCAAAAAACGACAGUGCGAAGAAAAAGGGAUGUCGUAAUGCUUCCGUUCAGUCAAUAUCGAGUGACAGCGACGAGAAUGAGGAAUUACCUUUAACGCGUCGACGAACUCGCUCUGCUAAAUCAAUGGAUCAACGAACGCCCGAAAAGAUUAAAAAUGCGGCUGACAAAGUGGUCGAAAAAAAGUGGUCUCGAAAUUCUCCACAAAAAAAGGCGCUCAAAGAACCCACCACCAAACCGUCGAUCGAGCAAUUUCCGCCGGGUUGGGAGAACGAAGUGUAUGAAUUCAAACGAUCCCUCAAAAUCCCGGCAAGUUUGAUUACAAUAAAAAAACCAUCGUGGUACCGUAAAUCGAUCUCGCUGCCAGACCUAGAUCCUCAUUCGAGUGACACUUCAGAGACGUUUUCUGAAAAGAAGCAAUUGUUUUUGAAACCAUUUAGCGAGCUGAGCGAUCGGAAACCAACUAAAAAGGAACCGAAGCAAUCCCACCAAACCAAUACUCCGAGCACUAAUGUAAAAACGACUGCAGAGGCCGCAGAAAAAGUUCCCAACGAUAUACGAUCUACGUCUAUCAUUGAUCGAUUGCAUCAGAAAAUCAUUCCUCCAAUCAACAGGAACAGUAAGAAGGCACGGCUACUCCAUUCCAAUGAACCGAAACUCUUACCCCAAUCGAAUGAGAUCGAACUGCUCUCAACUCCUGGUUCAGAAAAUGUCUUCAAACACCAAAGUGUAUUUGAAACGGCUGUCCUGAACUCAAGAACACGUAAAGAAUAUCGCACACAAAAGAAUCAGGAAAUUAUUCGUGAAGUGUUUGGAUGUGACGAUCGUCCAGCAUCAGCGCCACCUUUACAUGCCGUCGACAAAAGCGUACCAGCCAUUACGUUUGACCAGAAGUACAAACAGUACCUUGAAAAGAUGAAUAUGGACUUCGGCGAUAGUAAGGAAGCUAAUUGUGAAAUUACGGCCGAUGUGUCUAUUGUCAAGCAGGAGAAAAUGGAUGAUGAUAGUUUGCUGAACGAUGAUGAAACGCAAGAUACGGAAAUCAAUGAUUGUGAAAGAAAUGCGUUGGACAUUAAAGAUGAACCGAUUGAUUCGAACGAAAGAGAUACGCCGAGUGUAUCGGAACGGGAAGGCAUAACGCCGAGCUCACUUUCGUUGAUUCGUAAGCGAGGCAGAGGAGCACGUGGCGGUCGUAGGAAAGGAAGUUCAGGUUUCGACUACAUUCGCAAGAAAAAGAAGCCAUUAACUCAACCCGCUGAAGGUGGACAGCAGAAGAGACGAUCGGCAGCCAUCAACUACUUACAGGAGAAAGACGAAAAUGACAUCAAUCGUGAAAUACGUGGUUGGGUGUUGAACAAGGGUGUCGGAGAAACGGUUCUGCAUAAAGCGGCUCGCCUGGGUUAUAUUGACGUGAUUGCCUUCUGCUUGCAAAGAUUGGAAAUGAAUCCGGACCAGAAGGACAAUGCCGGUUACACGGCAUUGCAUGAGGCGUGUUCGCGCGGUCACCUGGACAUUGCCCGUUUGUUGCUGGAGUAUGGGGCGAAUCAUUCUGAAACGGCUGUUCUCGGUGGAAUAAGACCACUCCACGAGGCUGUUGAGAAUGGUUACAUUGAAGUUGUUCGUUUGCUGUUAUCGUACGGCGCCGAUCCGCUCCUGGCUACGUAUUCUGGUCAAACACCGAUUAUGCUCGCUGAAAAUGAUGAUCCAAUGAUUGCAUUUCUCAAGAGUUAUUUGAAUGACAUUCAAAACACCGGCCCGAAUAAAAUGCCAUGGAAAUUCGAGGGCCCUUGGAAGAAAUACGACCCCGAUGAGUACGGUUAUAAUAUGUUUGACGGAGUUCCAAUCGAUGAAAAUGAUGCCAAAGCGGACAAGUUAUCAGUAGUCGCGAUAAAACCAGAAUCCAAUCUGGCUCUUUCAGCCAAUGUCGGUGCUUCCAAGCAAGUCAAAGAGUCUAAAUGCGAUUCCAAUUCGAACAUAAUGCUUACAAAAUCGGCAACACGCAAACGGCCACCGAACGCAAUUACAUCGCCGGAGAAUCAUCGAAACAUCAAGUCAAAAUACAAAAACCUAUCGCCGUGUACGGUGGUGCUGACCAAUUUGACGGACAAAAACAAUACCAAAGCGAAUGGUGCGGACAAACCGACGGCUAUACCAUCCCUAUCGACCGUUAGCCUACACCCGGACAGUGCAUCGGAGCAGCCAGAAAUUAUUGAAUUUUCCGAUGAUGAUUCAGAUGCGGAUUUCUUUGAAAUUGAAGAAUCGCAAGCACCGCACGUUCCAUUGUACCAUUUGCGGGACGAGGGUGCGGUCAAGUGGGCUCUGCUAAGCGAUUUAUGUUACAUGUUGAAGGUGAAAUCAAAGGACACUUUGUUAAAACAGAUCUGUUCAUCGAUGCCGCCAAGCGCUGGCAGCAAUAAAGAACUUUUGCGAGAAUUAAAAAUGGGAGACUUUCUUGAACGGGCCACAUGUCUACAAUUAUUGUGCGCUGGUGAAAAACUGAAUAUUCGUGCAUCGAAAGUGGUUUUAGUGAAGUACAACGACAGCGUGAAAAAUUUGUUAGGCAUUAAGACUGUGCUAAUGAAAAUGUAAAUGAAAAUGUGACUCCCACAGAACUGUAUAUCGAAUGUGAUUUUCGUAUUACGUUGCAUUAUUCUAUUCGAUUGGAACUUGAAUUCGGUGCCAUUCCCAGAACCAAAAGUCAAAUUAUUUUAACAAAGCAAAUAACGGGUAAUGUAACUCCGCAAGAACACACAGUUCCCUUAUCAGGUAAUCUCGAAGUUGCAAAAAAUGUCAAGAUUCAAAAUUGAAGAACGCAAUCGUUACAACAUUGAUCAUGUUCAUACAUAAACAGCAUGGAUGCAACAUGACAGAUCUAUAUUCAAACUUGGUAAUUACCUCCUCUUUGUUUGAAUUUCUUUUGAAUUUACAUUAUAUUCUCUUCAAUUUAUAUCGAUGUAGUGGACCAACGCACUUCAAGCAUGAGUAGUACUCUAAAUAUCGUACUGAAACUGAACAGUGUGUCACACAACUGUAAAACACUGUAAAAAUCAAUUUCAUACAAAAUAGUACCCUAUUUGGCAGCUGUGGACUAUGAACACUUUUGCUUGAAGUGCGUUGGGUCGACAAAUAGUCAUUGAAAAAACCAAAGUAUAUGAACACCGAAGGUAAUGCAGACCCUCAGCGGAUCAGAGAAAUUACGGAUCCAGACUGUCAGGUGAAUUCAUUUUCGUAUGUUGUCUAACUUAGACUUGUGCAACAUGACGGCCCUAAAUACUUCCAAUUCACCACUAAAUACAACUUGACGCAAACGAAUUUUAUAUGUGUGCAACAUACCGCCACAGAAUCGUUCCAAAUUCACCACCAGAUGCAAAUUGACACAAACAAAUUCAAUACGUGUGCAAAAUGACGGAGCUAAAAUUCCCCUGAAAGUUUGGAUCCGUGUGUAACUGUGGAUUUGCAUUGCCUUCAGUGUUUAGAUACUUUGGAAAAAACAAGUACGACUCCGUUUCUUAUGUUAAAACAUUUGAUUUAUCAGUUGUUGGUUUGAUAAAUCAUCCUGACAGUCAAUUAAUACAAGCAAUAAAUAGGCAUGACAUGUCCACUCGCUGUAUCAUCUCUGCCAAGUAUCAGUACAGGCCGAAUAAUAUCAUUCCUCCUGAUUAUCUUUGAUAUUGACUACUGACAGUUUAUCGAUACCCAGCCAUCUUAUCUGUAUAAGACUGGUCUGUCUAAUUGAUAUAGAAGGUGAGGAAUGUCAUCGUUUUUGUGUGUUCUAACAUAGAAAGUUCACUUUUAAAUUGAAAUUUCAUAUGUAUACUGUGUUCGCGCUAACCAAGCGUAUCAAAAAGCUUUCAAAUCAUUGAACUGAAUGCUAAACCUUCAUACAUUUAUGACAUUUAUGUUAGAAGUUCCCACUGGGACCACACAUUGAAAAUGAAUUUUUAUAAUAAAAAUUGCAUUUAUUUGCAUUCAACGGACUGCCUGGUGUUGUUCUGUACAGGGGAUAUUUCAGAAAAUUGAAUUCCAUAAAAUUCUUUACAAAAUUCCUCUAAAUUCUUAAAUUUAGAAAUUUUUAGGAAUCACAAGGUAUUUAUAAGAAUUCUGUUCUUAAAAAUAAGCUUUUCCAUUCAUAAAACAGAGAUAUCAAGUGUUGAUUUUAUUUUAAAGAAGAGAAGAAUUACCUAAAUGACCAUGGCACAUCGGACAACUCAGAUUUUCGUAAAAAAAACCUAAAUUGAAAUUUUUUCGAAAAAAAAAACGUUAUGGAAAAUAUUGAAUCGCUUAAAUUCAGCUCAAUUUUGUUGUGAAGAAAAAGUGGACUCUGGAAAAAAUAAUUGUAAAAUCUCAGGGAAGGUCGAUUCCAACAUUUUUAUUAUGAAACGAAAAGAAUUUUAGAGAAAAAAAAAGAAAGAAGAAAACUCAACGCAAAAUUGUUUUGCUAUAGAAUUUAUUCACCCAUUUUGUACAUAGAGGCCCAUUUCAUCAUCAUUUUACCAUAUUUUUUUGUGAAACAAAAAAAUCUUAUAAUAAAGCUAUCAAGCGAAAUUGUAUAAAUAUGUAUGUGAGAGGAAAAAAACAAAGGGGGUGCCUACAAUGGCGAACUGUGAUGUUGAAGCAUAAAGAAUUAAUUUGAUUUGCUCGAUUGGACCCAAGAAGGUAGACUGCAAAAUUCGCAAUUCGUUAACAUUCUCAUUACAUAACAUCUGUCAGUAAGAACACACACUCCACAGGAGCGUCAUUUUCAAUGAACUCGUUAAGAACGACGCUGGAAUAAUUCGUGGCGCGAUUAUCGUUUUUUUUUUCGUUUAAUUUCUGUCGAUUAAAAAUUUCAUAAAUUGGACAAAUUUUUAGCUAGAUUCAUUGACAAACACCUCGUACAACUAAUCUUUGUCAAAAAUAUUUUGUAAACUAAACGCAAAUCACACUUGUACAACAUGUAGGCUAUGUAUCUCCGGAUUUUGUAAAUUGCAAUGUUUAAGUGGUUCAAACAACAACACCAAACUGUACCAUUUUCUUCAUUCAGACUUUCACAAGUAGACAAAUGAAACAGCUCUUGUUUCGUUUUUCGGUCCCAACGCAUUAGAUGAAACGCACACAACGCAAAUUUUGAUAAUCUGGAUCACUAUUUCAUUCCCUAUAAUGUAUGCGUUGUUAUUGAUGGAGUUGAACAGUCGUCCCUUCAAGUCUUCCAACCCUUUUAAAACCUACUAUCACACCACGUAUUUUUCAAGGCACGACACCAAAUUACAGAAUUUUUCUCGUAAUUUGGUCCCUUUGAUUUAAGACAUUUUCGCGUGUUGCCCUGACCUCGUUCGAGCUGCAACUCGCGAAAUCUACCGUCCGCAACAGAUACGUAAAUAAUUAUUCCCGUCAUAACAGACUAAUACUGAUUCAUUACUACUUCAUUACUACAUUCAUUACUCGUUAACUUCACAAUUGACAGACGAAUGUAGGCAGAUUAUCGAUGCAAAUUAACGGAUAUGGACUGCAACAAUUCAAGUCUGUUAGUGAGUUUAAGUGUAUGUCUUUUUGAUAGACAACAUUGGCAGCAGUGAUAAGUGACCAGUAGCCAUAUCAGUGUAAUACAAAACGCUGAUUCCGGAAUAUCAGCUGCAAUACAUUUUUAUCGUCUGGUCUGGAGUCGAACAUUUGGAGGUGUAGUCCCUGCAAGUGUGAUUUGCCGUGUUGCAAAAAUCUAAAAAUACAGUGGACGACAUCUGAGCAGUCAUUUUAUUUCUACUGUCCAAUUGCUUCAACUGAAACAUCCAUUUCAAUGGAAAUUGUAGAUAAAAUAUAUUUUUUUAAACGAAUAGUCGAUCAUCAGUUAAU
Bradysia coprophila is the source of this 14229-nucleotide messenger RNA. RefSeq lists its product as uncharacterized. Lineage: Eukaryota; Metazoa; Arthropoda; Insecta; Diptera; Sciaridae. Gene Ontology annotation, molecular function: protein binding; transcription corepressor activity. The record is from RefSeq and is a predicted model, not a curated record. Gene Ontology annotation, cellular component: nucleus. Gene Ontology annotation, biological process: negative regulation of transcription by RNA polymerase II.